AUGGACGGAGACUGGCGGCAAGUCGCUUUCUGGAUCAGGAGAGGAGCAGAUGUGCAUGCGCGGGACUUGAAGCUCGGAAGCAACUGGACCUCGCUGCAUCACGCUGCCUUCUCCGGCUUCUCCGUCACCUCCCGCACGCUCGUCGAGCUCGGGGCUGACCUCUACGCGCGGGAGCCUUCCUUUCUCGAUACUCCGUUGCAUUUCGCUGCUGCUCAGGGGCACACGAAAUGCGUCAAGACGUUAGUGGGCCUGGGGUGCCCCGUCGACAUCACCAACGGCGAUGGGAGGACGCCGCUGCAUGAGGCUGCAGGGCGCGGACAAACUGACACCUGCGCAGCUCUCAUUGAGCUGGGGGCAGACGUGAACGUCAACCAUCAAUACUUGCUGAACCAGAUGUUAUGGAAUGCAUCAGCAUGUGGGAACGAAUCUGAGACUCUACGACUGAUUCGAGAUGGCGCAGACGUGAAUUCAGUCGAUUCAGAAUUUCUUCAGACUACGGCAUUGCAUCGCGCCAGCUUACACGGGCAUGGCAACAUCGUGGACAUUCUCCUUGAUCAUGGCGCAAACAUUAAUUUUGCAACCAUCUGGAGAUCUACUCCGCUGCACUAUGCCGUUGUUCGCGGUCACAAAGAUGUGGUGGAAACUUUGGUAGUGCGAGGUUGUCACAGGGCUUCAGGUUGUGUCUUUUGA
Guillardia theta CCMP2712 is the source of this 690-nucleotide messenger RNA. RefSeq lists its product as hypothetical. NCBI's taxonomy places the organism in Eukaryota, Cryptophyceae, Pyrenomonadales, Geminigeraceae. Gene Ontology annotation, cellular component: cytoplasm. The record is from RefSeq and is a predicted model, not a curated record. Bases 1 to 690 code for a protein of 229 amino acids. The transcript is spliced from 2 exons. Gene Ontology annotation, molecular function: protein binding.